AUGACAGCGAAUAACACUAACAAGGGAAAUACAGCGGUCAUGAACCCCUCCGUUCCACCCACGCCCGAUUCUCCAGGACGGAAGACGAACAUCCCCGGCAAGUCUUCACCUAGACAGAAACAGCAGGUGGAAGGCGUGCCACCGAACUUGAAGACUCCAGCGGACCAGGAGAAACAGCAACAGCAACGAGAGCCCGAGCGAGUCGCCACAGAGACUUCCACAGCAUCGUCUUCGACUUCUGCAACUGGAGAUGGCAAAGGUGCCGUAAUCGGGGAAUACGUGUUGGGUGAGACGAUUGGCAAGGGAACGUUUGGCAAAGUCAAACUUGGGUUGCACACGCUCACGGGUGAAAAAGUUGCCGUGAAAAUCCUGGAAAAGAAGCGAAUUGUCCAGGCUGCAGAUGUGGAGCGUGUGGCACGCGAGAUCAAAAUCCUAAAGCGCAAUCGGCAUCCGAAUGUAAUCCAGUUGUACGAGGUAAUCGAUUCUCCAGACCGCAUUUUCCUCAUCAUGGAACACAUCGACGGAGGCGAAAUGUUCGAGUACAUCGUGGCACAUCAUCGGAUUCGUGAACCUGAGGCCGCUUUCCUUUUCCGGCAAAUUGUGGAAGGACUGGCAUAUUUGCACUCAAACGAAGUUACUCAUCGCGACUUGAAACCAGAAAAUUUGCUACUCCAAUCCAAUAAUCACAAUUCUCGUCAGCAACAGCAACAGGCAACUGAUUCAACACUUUUGGUGAAGAUUGUGGAUUUUGGUCUGAGUAACACCCAUGACGGUGGUCGUUUGCUGCGUACAGCGUGUGGUUCACCUUGCUACGCUGCACCCGAGAUGAUCCAAGGACGACUGUAUCGCGGUCCCAUUGCGGACAUGUGGAGUUUGGGUGUUGUGCUUUUUGCCAUGGUCUGUGGAUUUCUUCCGUUCGAGGAUAGCAACACCAAUAUGCUUUACAAGAAAAUUUUGAGUGCAAACUACAAAAUGCCGACGUUUUUAUCAGCAAGUGUACAGGAUCUAAUUCGUCGCAUUCUUGAGACAGACCCCGAUAAACGCUACACUGUAGACAAGAUCCUUCAGCACCCGUGGCUGGCUGGCGUGCAAAAGCCCGAUAUAUCUGGUUAUGAUGUGGGCGAUGGGACGAAAAGCGACGAACUCAAGACUCGGCACAAACUUGUGUUAAGCCAAUUGGAAUCACUGGGAUUAUCAGCCGAAGAGGUGCAAUCGGCGCUCUCAAAGAAAUCUUUCAACCGAUUCACGGCGUCCUAUUAUCUUCUUGACAGUAAACUCCAACGACUUGUGCGGAAUCGCAUUAUACCAGCGCCGACGUUUGGCAACGCGUUGAUCGACCGCAGCACCCCCAGCAGCGACAAUAAACGUCAAGAUCGACUGCAAGUUCGAACGGGUGGUAGUGAUGCCCGCAUCACGAGUUCAGGCUCUGCUGGCGGAUCAAGCAAAACUAUUGAGGUUACUGGAACAACUCACCGCGUUCCGGAAAGUCCAAGACGCAGGUCAAACCCUCAUCACCCGCCCCAGCAGCAGCAUUCAGAGACUCAAAAAGCUUCUGCUCAGCGUUCAGCCGCACCAGCAAAUGCUGCGCCUCCAAGACACACCGGUGGAUCUGGGUCAACUCAACGACCAGAUACUUUCGCCCGCAAGUGGAAGAAAUUUUCCACCGACCGACUAGACAAACUCAUAGUCAUCGCCGACUUUGACUACACGCUCACUCCAGCAUACACACCCACAGAUGACCAAGCUCUAAGCACGCAUCGCCUUUUAAUGGAAAGCGAGGCGCUUGGGCCACAAACAGAGACUGUGGCGCGCGAGAUUUUCGAAAAAUAUUUCCCUAUCGAGCAGUCGGCUAAACUCACGAAGGAGGAGAAACUUCCGUUCAUGAUCGAAUGGUGGACCAAGACGCACGAGCUCAUGAUCCAGCACGGCGUUUCCAAAACUGCUGUAAAGAAGGCGGUGGAGGAGAGCGACAUCACGCUGCGAGAAGGUUUCAUGGAUAUUUUCGACUUAUUGGCAAGAGAGAAUGUGCCUACGCUUAUUUUUUCUGCGGGACUUUACGAUGUGAUCCACGCCGUAUUGGACAAGGAGUACGCAAAGACCCCGGCUAAAACGCCUCCAAAAAAUGUGCACGUCAUCUCCAACAUGAUGCGCUUCGACGAAAAUGACAAGGUUGUGGGGUUUGAUGGAACGCUGAUUCACAGUUUGAACAAGGACGCAAGUGCGCUGGUGGAGACGGAAUUCUGGAAACAAUGUCAACUGGAAAAACGACACAACAUUUUGCUGUUGGGAGAUUCGCUGGGUGACUCGAAUAUGGCCAACGGAUUGGACUUCAAAGAAGAUGAGAUCGUCCGCAUCGGCUUCCUCAACGACGGUGCUGACGAGAAACUAGAUCUGUACCUGCAACGCUUUGACGUUGUGCUUACAAACGACUCGAGCUUGUUACCUGUUGAGCUUCUGUUGCACCAGAUCCAGCAGUGA
Messenger RNA from Phytophthora nicotianae INRA-310, 2478 nucleotides. Its product is annotated as CAMK/CAMKL/AMPK protein kinase. Gene Ontology annotation, cellular component: cytoplasm. Bases 1 to 2478 code for a protein of 825 amino acids. The transcript has 4 exons. Lineage: Eukaryota; Oomycota; Peronosporomycetes; Peronosporales; Peronosporaceae. Gene Ontology annotation, molecular function: protein serine/threonine kinase activity; 5'-nucleotidase activity; magnesium ion binding. The record is from RefSeq and is a predicted model, not a curated record. Gene Ontology annotation, biological process: intracellular signal transduction; protein phosphorylation.